AUGCUGACGUCGGCAGCCAAUGUUGUUUGCGUGCCAACUGGCGGAUAUUUGUUAAGAAAUGUGGGGUGCGUUCUUUUGACUUUAGCCGUAGGAUUGGAGAGGCUUCGCUCCGGCGCCGUCCUGCUGACUCUCGAGCUGCCGAGCAUUCUCGAGGGGGCUAAUAUGCUUCCACAGCGUCACUCGGAGGGGAGUGACGGUGCGGCAAAAGGUUCAAAAGUGCUUUUAAGGCCUUCACGAGGCUCCCUGCAUCGCGCCAGGCAACCUGUGCCUUUUUUUUCUAAAAGCUCCGGUGUGCCGUCUGCCUCUGAGGGAGCACCCGAUGCGCCAACGCACUCUUCAAAAGACAACGACGGUGGUGCAAGCAUCUUCUCCUUAGAAGCUUCUCUGCUGCAUCGCCUUGCCGCGCCGCUGGUGGAAGCAGCCGACGUUCUGGUGAUGCCCCUGCUGCACCCCCGCUGCUUUGCAGCGCAGCCUAGUCAGGACGCUUGGCGGGCAGACUCGCUCGGAGAGAUGCUGUGGCUUGGCGACGGCGACGGCGAAAUGAAUAGUGACGCAUGCUCCGAACGCGCUGCGAUUCCACCUCUCAGAAGAGGUCGCGCUGCUCUUGCGAGCGAUGAAGGAAAGGCUGCAGGCACACGCAAGUGCCAGUCCGCAGGCGGGUGCCAGGCCAAAAGGAGAGCCGAAAGCGUCGCCCAUCGAGAGCGCGAAGGGGGAGGGAGAGAGCGGGGGAUUCUCCCAACUGCCGCGCUUGCCACGCAUUGUUGUACUGCUGGGGGUGAGCGGCUUAGAGCUUUUAAGCACGCGGCCGGUAGAGACGCGCUGGCGGACUUUCUGAUUGGAACGCCCCCUACGGGGCCUCCAAGCUCAAUUGAAUUCACGACGCAUGCACUGGCCACUAAUGCUUGCGCAGCGGCCUUCAGAAAAUGCCUGAUGGAUGCAAAGAAGCGGCUUUCUGGGUUUCAGGAGCUGCAUGGGAAAGAGGGUGUUUCGCACUCUUUUGGCGCGAUGAUGCAAAAGGUCUUGGCCGAGGCGUUAGCGACCUACGACCACCAGACUCGGCCGUAUCAGCUCUCGUCGGAACGCAGUGUGUUGCGGGACGAGCUGCGGCGAUCUGUGGAAAGGGCACUUCGCCUUGCUUAUUUGAACGAUGAUAGCGGGGAGGGAGGGAAGGGGGUGUCUUGCGGCAGUGCCGAGAUUAACGGACAGGAAGCCGUAUCCAUAGAGAACGAUGCCAGAUCGAGGCUUCGAGCCCAGCUGGUGGCUGCGCUGCAAAAGGAUGCAGAACGCUUUGAAUCCUUGGCCCCCGGCAUAUUGCGGAAGACGCACACAACAGCCCUGGCGCGCCAUGUAGACCAGGCUAUUUCCCGUGCUGCUCUCGCACAUGCACGUUGUGGCGGUCUGUUUCGUGUGCAGGCCCUAGAGGCGGCCGACAAGCGCCUGAUGUGCUUGCUGCCUCCCGCGGCUGUUGGCAUGACGCGAAUUCGCAAUCAGCAGGACACUCCGAGCCAAACAAUGUUUACCGACACGCUGGAGCAUCAUUCAGACCGGGAGAAGGCGUUACAGGCAGCCGCCUCGGCUUCCCGGGAUGCUUGGCUGUGCCGCAGGUUUUGCGUCUCCCUGCUCGAAAUACACUUGGUGCUUCUUCAAAAGCUAGCGAAGAACUUUUCGACCAUGGCCGUGGAGAUGUCGCAAUCGCCGCUUGCCGCCUUGCUCAGACGACAACAUGUAUGUGCCGUAUUGGGAUACGCGACGGCUACCUGCCGAAGCAUUUGUAAAAGUGCGCUUCUUGUCAGCUUUGUUAUCUGCUACGCUCGCCCACAGAGUCGUCCGUGGUUGGGUGUUUCUCUUCGGCCGGCCCUCUCCAUUGCGAGCCUCCUUCGCAUGCGCGGAAAAGGCAACCUACAGGGCUAUUCGCGCUUCACAAACGAUGGCGAAGGGCUGGCAAGCGGCCGCCCCUUUGCUUUCCGCCUGCAACCCAAAAUUCAUUUUGACGUGGAGGUAGACUGA
Molecule: messenger RNA, 2007 nt
Organism: Cyclospora cayetanensis
Lineage: Eukaryota; Apicomplexa; Conoidasida; Eucoccidiorida; Eimeriidae
Exons: 10
Coding region: 1-2007 (668 amino acids)
Source: RefSeq, a predicted model, not a curated record